This is a messenger RNA of Ahaetulla prasina, 1689 nucleotides long. Its product is annotated as lysosomal acid glucosylceramidase-like. Lineage: Eukaryota; Metazoa; Chordata; Lepidosauria; Squamata; Colubridae. The transcript has 11 exons. The record is from RefSeq and is a predicted model, not a curated record. Gene Ontology annotation, molecular function: glucosylceramidase activity. Gene Ontology annotation, biological process: glucosylceramide catabolic process. Bases 1 to 1689 code for a protein of 562 amino acids.
AUGGCACGCAACGGCACAAGGAGCCUGGCGGCGUCCUGCCACGAACAGCUACACCGCCAUGACAAGUGCAAAUUUCUCUUAAAGUUCAAAGGCCGAUGUUUUAGCGCUGCUAUGCAGACAUCUGAUGCUUUGCGGGUGUUGUUCCCCAUCUUCCUAGGGAUGGUGGUGGCCAGAGCACGCCAGCCCUGCAUUCCUAAAUUCCUUCGUGCAAAUGCCAUGGUGUGCGUGUGCAACGCGACGUACUGCGACACGGUGGACCCGGUCUCCCUGCCUGACGUCGGCAACUUUGUCAAGUACACAACCAGCAGGGACGGCCAACGCUUGGAGCGGAGCGAAGGGGAAAUGAUUGCCAGCUCAGGAGUUUCCGGUGGAAUCUACACCUACGAUCCCACUGUUCAGCACCAAUACGUGAAAGGUUUCGGCGGGUCGCUCACCGACGCGGCGGCCAUCAACAUCCUGCAUUUGUCUUACGCAGCCCAAAACCAGCUUCUCCGGUCUUACUUCUCCGAAGAAGGAAUUGAGUACAACUUGCUGCGUUGGCCCAUUGGCUGCUCCGACUUUUCCACGCGGCCGUACAGUUACGACGACCGCUGCGUGGAUGACUUCGAGCUGAAGUGUUUCGAACUGGCCCCCGAAGACACCAAACUUAGGAUCCCUCUACUCCAUCGUAUCAUGGCCCAUGCCAAGAGAACCCUCUCACUGAUCGCCAGCCCUUGGACCAGUCCUGGCUGGCUGAGGGUCAACAACAAGGUCAAAGGCAAAUCCAUGCUAAAGGGAGAACCGGGCGACCGCUACCACAAGACCUGGGCUCGCUAUUUUAUCAGGUUCUUCGACGAGUACGCCAAAAACAAUAUUACUUUCUGGGCAUUCAGCUCUCAGAACGAACCCAUCACUGCCCUUUUCAUAAGUCGGGAAGACUUUCCUUGCAAUUAUUUCUCGCCGCAACAUCAGCGUGAUUUUAUCGUUCAAGAUUUGGGUCCCGCCCUUGUUGCCAGCCGUCAUGCCGAUGUCCGCCUGAUGAUCCUUGAUGACGGGAGGUGUCACUUGCCAAACUGGGCCGACCAGGUGAUUGGCGAUAGUGCCGCUGCAGCCUUCGUAUCCGGCAUUGGCAUCCAUUGGUACUUAGACCCGAUCACCCCAGUUACCCUGACUCUAGACGUUACCCAUCGCCUGUACCCCAAUUUCUUCCUGCUCUACACCGAAGCGUGCAACGGUUAUCUGGACUGGGAUGCGAAGGUUGUCCUGGGAAGCUGGGAGAGAGGCGUCUCUUACAGCAGCAAUAUCCUGACGAAUCUCAACCACUUCGUCACCGGCUGGAUUGAUUGGAACUUGGCCCUGGACACGGCAGGGGGUCCCAACUGGGUGGACAACCCCGUGGAUAGCCCCGUCAUUGUGAACCCCCUCAAAGAUGAAUUCUACAAACAGCCCAUGUUUUACCACCUGGGACAUUUCAGCAAAUUCAUUCCUGAAGGCUCAGUGCGAGUCGCUCUCACCUCCAACUGCUUGUUUGACGUCUGUAAGUUGAAGACUUCAGCUUUCCUGACUCCCAAUGGCACUGCGGUGGCCGUGGUACUGAACGACUGGUUUCUCGAUAUUUCUUUCACUAUCUCGGACGAUCGGGUGGGUUACAUUAAGGACCGAGCGAGAGCUCACUCCAUCCAAACCUACCUGUGGAGGAGGCACCUUUGA